AUGGCCAGAGCCGGCUUUGACUGGAUCUGCGUCGACACCGAGCACGGUAAUAUUGCAGAUGCCCAAAUGCACGAAGCUGUUGCCGCAAUCGCCGCUGUAGGAGUGAGCCCAAUAGUGCGCAUUGCUGCAAACGAAGCCUGGAUGGUCAAGCGUGCCCUUGACUCUGGCGCUCACGGAAUCAUUGUACCUUUACUCGAGACUGUCGAGGAUGCUCAAAAACUGGUGGAAGCUGCCAAAUUCCCUCCUAUGGGUAAAAGAGGCUUCGGCAGUCCUUUCGGCCUCGGCUCUGUGGGAAAUGUCUCUCAAGUAGACUAUUUGCUACAAGCAAAUGAUGCUCUGGUCACAGUGGUGCAGAUCGAGACCAAGGAGGCUCUUGAAAACGUGCGUUUCCAGUAUCUGAAUAAAAAGGUCGAGGAGAUCGCAAAGGUACCAGGAAUCGAUGUCUUAUUGGUCGGUCCGUUCGACCUUGGAAACAAUAUAGGUCGACCAGUACUAGGCCCAUUCCACCCGGAAUUAGUGGCAGCAAUUGAGCGGAUUCGUAAGGCAGCGGUGGACAACGGUAAGCGGGCUGGAAUUUAUAGCCCAGAUGGCGAAAUGGCGAAGAAAUUUGCCAACCAGGGCUUUCAUAUGGUAUGCCUCUCCCAUCCACGAGACUUAAGCAACGACAAUGCCUAA
Messenger RNA from Ophidiomyces ophidiicola, 675 nucleotides. RefSeq lists its product as uncharacterized. The coding region runs from base 1 to 675 and encodes 224 amino acids. The record is from RefSeq and is a predicted model, not a curated record. Gene Ontology annotation, cellular component: cytoplasm. Gene Ontology annotation, molecular function: aldehyde-lyase activity. Lineage: Eukaryota; Fungi; Ascomycota; Eurotiomycetes; Onygenales; Onygenaceae. The transcript has 4 exons.